CUGAAUUCCGAUUUCAUAAAUCCCUCCCUCGAUAGCUACCUAAAGGCAUGUCUUCGUGGUUCACGUUGAUUUCUCCCUGGAUUUAUCAGAUAAUAAACUAUAGAAAGCGAAGUUAAACUUUACUGUGAUUGAUUGUGCGAUAAUUAACGCAACUACAAAAUGUCCAUUGAAAACAACUCCAUCAAAAAGAAUUUGGACACGGCCUCUCAGUAUUCAAAAUCACUCGACGAUCCGAAAAUUAUUAGGCAAGGUUUGAAUGGGUUCGAAGAAUGUCAAAUUCCAGAAGUAAAUGAUAAUCUUCGAAAUGGAAAUGAUUUCCACGCCGUAGACGGUUGGAAGCUAACGGAAUUACGGAAAUCCAAUCCAAACAUAUAUAGAAAUAUACGCCUUUUGGAAAUUCCUGCUUACUUGUCGCGUUCACAAGACCUCACCACACUAAACAGCCUUUACACAAACGGCACUCCCGUCAGCAACGUCAAUUCAAGCAACAAACCCAGUGACGCACAACCAAAGGUUAGACUUCGGCGAGAUAAAGUUUUCAGUCGCAAGAAGGGGAAAUCUCACCCCAACACUACCACACCACAACUAACAACGUUUUCAGCGCAUUUCUCGUCUACCGAACAAUGGCUUUCCGUACAGCCAGAUAAGAAAGGCAAGCGACGAGGAAAACCAGGUCGCUGGAAUUCAGUGGAUCAACUCUCGGUGUCCAAUCCAAAUGAGAAAGAUGAACCGAACAAAGUGAGCUUCUUAGAGAACGGGAGCAACGGGUGCCGAGUGCAAGCAUACCAAAUGAACGAAGAAGCUAACGGUCAAGUGGAUAUUCCAAAUGAUACGAAACUCAGACUACAAAAGCGCCCAAAGAGUGAAAUAACAAUAACUUCGGAUGAGUCACGCUUCAGUUUUCCACAUCAAACUCACGAACAAGGUUCCGAUACACCAACUGACGGUUCCGUCACACGUCCAACUGGUGCUCGCAUUCCACGUGCCUCCUCAAGGAGGGAACUGCGACAUUCUAUGCAUGAAAUGGGAUUCGGAAAAGCGGAAUCCUACAAGAAACUGGAACUGAUUGGAGAGGGCACCUAUGCUAGCGUGUACAAAGGCUACAGUAUGUUACUUGAACGCAUAGUCGCUCUGAAGGAGAUACGAAUGGAGGCAACCGAAGGUGCUCCGUGCACGGCAAUUCGUGAAAUCAGCUUGCUGCGUCACUUAAGACAUGCGAAUAUUGUGACGCUCCACGAUGUGAUCUACGCACCGAAUUCCCUGACAUUGGUAUUUGAAUACGUGGAACAGGACCUUAGGAAUUAUAUGGCAUCGCACAAGAACCGACUCCCUAUGGACACAGUCAAGUCGUUCAUGUGUCAAAUCUUCCGCGCACUAGCGUUCUGUCACGAACGCCGCAUACUCCACCGGGAUCUGAAACCUCAAAAUCUGCUAAUCACUAAAAACCGUGAAUUAAAGUUAGCAGACUUUGGACUGGCGCGGGCAAAAUCCAUUCCCACGAAGACAUAUUCAAACGAGGUGGCUACCCUGUGGUAUCGACCACCAGACGUUCUUCUCGGAGAUCGGAACUACUCUGGACAUAUUGACAUAUGGGGCGCCGGUUGUAUUUUCUACGAAAUGGUCACUGGACGAACUCCAUUCCCUGGUGACUCCAAGGAGAACCAAAUAUUUGUUAUUUUUAAAAAGAUGGGUAAGUGCAACCAAAAAAACAGUCUGCCAAUACAAUUUUUGCAUUGUCCGUCGCUCUGA
Opisthorchis viverrini is the source of this 1749-nucleotide messenger RNA. RefSeq lists its product as hypothetical. NCBI's taxonomy places the organism in Eukaryota, Metazoa, Platyhelminthes, Trematoda, Opisthorchiida, Opisthorchiidae. The record is from RefSeq and is a predicted model, not a curated record. Gene Ontology annotation, molecular function: ATP binding; cyclin-dependent protein serine/threonine kinase activity. Gene Ontology annotation, biological process: protein phosphorylation. The transcript has 8 exons. Gene Ontology annotation, cellular component: nucleus; cytoplasm. The coding region runs from base 160 to 1749 and encodes 529 amino acids.